AGAAGCAAAUUAUAUAGUCGGGAAUACGUUGAUAAGGAGUCCGCGGUUGAACAUGGACUGGGGGACAGAUCUUUGGGAUCAGUAUGACGUCAUUGAUAAACACACACAGUCGGGCUUGGAUUUGGUGGAGAAAUAUGUGAAAUUUGUCAAGGAAAGAACAGAAGUAGAACAGAACUAUGCCAAGCAGUUGAGAAAUCUUACGAAGAAGUACAGCCCAAAACGAGGGAGCAAGGAAGAACAGGAAUGCAGGUUCUCAAAUCACCAGGCCUUCUUGGACAUUUUGAAUGAGUUAAACGACUACGCAGGACAGAGGGAGCUCAUUGCCGAAAACAUGAUGAUGAACAUCUGUAUUGAACUCACCAAAUACCUACAGGAGAUUAAGCAGGAGCGAAAGACACAUCUGUCUGAGGCCAAGAAAGCACAGCAGUCUCUGGAGAGCACCUACAAGCAGCUGGACUGUAGUAAGAAACGCUUUGAGAGGGAGUGGAGAGAAGCAGAAAAAGCUGCACAGUACGCCGAGAAAACCGAUCAAGACAUCAAUGCCACCAAAGCCGACGUAGAGAAGGCUAAACAGCAGGCACACAUGCGUACCCACAUAGCGGAGGAGUGUAAGAACGAUUAUGCUGCACAGCUACAGAAAUACAACAAAGAGCAGAGCCAGUUUUACUUCACCGACAUGCCACUUAUCUUCAAUAAGCUGCAGGACAUGGACGAGAGGCGUGUUGGGAAACUGGCGCAAGGUUACAUCCUGUUCGCAGAAACGGAGAAACAGGUCAUGCCCAUCAUCGGGAAGUGUCUGGAGGGCAUCGUCAGGGCUGGCACCAAUGUGAACGAGAAGAAUGACUCUAUGGCCCUCAUAGAGCAACACAAAUCUGGUUUUGAGAGGCCAGGUGACCUGGAGUUUGAGGACUACAGUCAGGGCAUCAACCGUGCUUCCUCUGACACCAGUCUGGGUACUCCAAAAGGCCCCUUAGACCUACUGGGCAAAAACAAGAGCAAACCUUUCUGGCUUUUCUCCAAGAAGAGUAAGGUAGAGCCUCCUCCUCUCCCGCCGCUCUCCUCCUCUUCCGCCCCGCCCACACCCUUCUCUACACCCCCCGCCCCCUCGCCCGCUAACGGACCCCCCUCCCCCAAGUUUGGCCGGGACCCACUGUCCUACUGUUUGAAGGAGAUCAAUAAGACAGUCAAACCCAGAAUCUCCUCUUUCCGGAGCCUCAGGAGAACGCCCACACCGACAGAGGACUUUGCCCACCUUCCGCCGGAGCAGCGGAGAAAGAAGCUACAGCAGAAGAUCGAUGAUAUCGGCAAAGAGCUACAAAAGGAAAUAGAUCAGAGUGAGGCUCUGGGGAAAAUGAAAGAUGUGUAUGAGAAGAAUCCCCAGAUGGGUGAUGCUGCCACUCUGGCCUGUCAAAUCAACCAGACAGCUCAGAACAUGGAGAGACUGCGUGGAGAGCUCAACAAAUACGAGUCCUGGCUGACAGAGGCAGGAGGUCGAGGGGACACCUUGCGUUAUGCACCACACUCUCUCAACAACAACGGCGCACACAACGCAUAUAGUCUUUACCUGUGUUUCUCCACAUUCAGUCCCGAUGGAGCUCAUUCUGAUGGGAGCACUCCCGACCCCUCCCAGGCCAUUUACGCGGAAUUUGAUGAUGACUUCGAAGAGGAGGAGCUAGCAGCUCCCAUUGGUCAAUGCACAGCACUCUACAACUUUCCAGGUUCAAGUGAGGGCACCAUCUCCAUGCAGGAGGGGGAGGUGUUGGAUGUUGUGGAAGAGGACAAAGGGGACGGGUGGACACGCGUGAGGAGGAGCAACGGAGACGAGGGAUACAUCCCCACCUCUUAUGCCAACAUUAAACUGAACAAGUGA
Molecule: messenger RNA, 1870 nt
Organism: Chanos chanos (milkfish)
Lineage: Eukaryota; Metazoa; Chordata; Actinopteri; Gonorynchiformes; Chanidae
Gene: trip10a
Product: thyroid hormone receptor interactor 10a
Exons: 16
Coding region: 53-1870 (605 amino acids)
Biological process (GO): signal transduction
Molecular function (GO): protein binding
Source: RefSeq, a predicted model, not a curated record